AUGGUUAAGGAGCGGAAUACGAAUAUUAUGCAGCUUCUACCCGAUGAUGGGAAAAUUCAACCAAUUAAUUCUGAGGAUGAUUGGGGCAGUGAGGACAACGAGGAUCUCACCAAUUCCACGGAUGCCACACCCAGCAAGCCAAUCAUAACUCCUACCACCUCUGAUGUCUACUUUCAAUACCAGAAUAUCCCUGCUAGACCCAGUAAUUCUCUUUUCCCUUACCCGCCACUUACAGCCAAGGAAACACGCACCGCACUUGAGAAUGCCCCUCAAAAGCCCUGUGUACCCCGCCAAUCCCAUAAACGCCGCUACCUCCAAUGGAAAGCUGAGCUAUUUCUUCUCCACCGCCCACUAAUUUUCACCGGCUUCGGCAGCAAGCGGGGGGCAAUAGAUGAUUUUGUGCGGGAGCUAUCUGGGGAGUAUGAUGUAAUCACUAUCGAUGCCUUCAACCCGUCUAUCACUUUUCGCGGUGUGUUAGAGGGGUUAUUAGCGGUACAUCAGAAAAGCUCAAUUCCAUCCAGCACACCCACAGACGAGCUGAUGCGCAGCGUACAACUGCAAUACUCGCGCGCAUCCACGCCUCGCAUAGUGGCAGUAUUGCACAGUAUGGAUGCGCUCACCUUGCACGCGCGCAAGAACGUCGAUGUAGACAAGUUAAAGCGGGUGUUGGGGAGUGAGCGCAUCAGCGUAGUGGCCUCAGUCGACCAUCUCAAUGCUCCUCUUCUCUUCCCGGCUCACGAUGCCGCUGUUGGGCUGCCGUGGCUGUGGCACGAUCUCUCCACCCUUGAACCGCAUCUCAUGGAAAUGGCUCAGCGCGCUACAUCCCUCUUGCACAGCUCGCAGGCCGCAAGCAGCACUGGUAUCGUACCCACUGUUAGCGGAGCUAGACACGUUAUCGCCAGUGUGCCCGAUCGCGCUCGUAGAUUGUUCGUAGCUAUCGCUCAAUUGCAGUUGGAGAGAUGCAGCGAGGGUGAAAAGAGCGACGCUACUGCCCAAAAUACCUCUACCACCUUAACCCCCUCUCACGCCUCCCCGAGACACGCUCUAGUCAGCAUGGCUAAACAAUCCUUUAUCGCUACCUCGGAAGACGCUUUCGAGGCCGCUUUGGCUGAGUUUAGAGAUCACGGCCUCAUUCAAUCGUCGUCUUCUCCGCCUUCUAACACUCACGUCGACGGUCCCGAGCAGUAUAUCUGGAUACCACUCGACCAGCGCUCGUUGAGGAGGACCUUGGAGGAUGGUGAUUAG
Wallemia ichthyophaga EXF-994 is the source of this 1245-nucleotide messenger RNA. RefSeq names its product Origin recognition complex subunit 2. Gene Ontology annotation, cellular component: nuclear origin of replication recognition complex; nucleus. The transcript has a single exon. The record is from RefSeq and is a predicted model, not a curated record. The coding region runs from base 1 to 1245 and encodes 414 amino acids. Gene Ontology annotation, molecular function: DNA replication origin binding. Lineage: Eukaryota; Fungi; Basidiomycota; Wallemiomycetes; Wallemiales; Wallemiaceae. Gene Ontology annotation, biological process: DNA replication.